AUGCCAGGCUCUCCUUCUGGAAGCACGUCUCUGGGACGUUUCUCUUCGAGCGCAUCGGCGGACUCGGUGCAGACAAAUGAACUCUCGACAUACAGGAGCAAAGGACGCGAACUUGCACAGGCAAUGCUCUCAGAAGUAGAGGACUUGCUGAGAGGAUUUGACGCGGACCUGAAGAUGCUCAACAACAAGUCACGCGAUGUUUGUCACCGAAGCUGGUCUGACACGCCGCUCCCAACUGCUGAAUUGAACGUUUCAGCUUCUCUUGACUCUUGUCCUCUACCGUCCCGCAGCAGACAAUCCUGGGGGGCUCGUGACUCACACAUGUGGAGACUACCGAGCUCAGCUGUUCAGACUUUCUCUGAAGACGGGGGUGGAGAGGGAACUGCAUUCAUGACGCUCAUCAAAAACAUUUACAAAAUGGUGUCCACGGAUAUUGCGCCGAGACUGCAUAGCGUAACCCAGGAGGUUACAGAGCUGCGCAAAAGCAAUGAAAUGCUGUCUGAAAAGGUAGAACGACAACGGUUACGUAAUGAUAAAUUGCUCGAAGAAUCCGAAGACCUACAAGCCGAACUUAGGGAUAAAGUCAAACAGCUAAAUGAACAACGGAGGGUGUCGAAAAACUUGGACAUAUAUGAGGGAGAAAACGCCAUGCUGAAGGUGGAGUUGAACAGUUUGCGCCUCCGCGUUGAGAAGUUGGGGGGAAACAACCCGCCGCAACCAGUGGCGGUUCGAGAGGUUGAAGAAAAGACGGAAGUUCCGUGCAAACGAGCUUCAAGCAAUGACUGGCUAAAGAAGGAGAAUGAAGAGCUACAGAAAGAGGUAGCUCGCUGGCGAACAGAAGCGUCGGAGAAAGACCUCCUGAUCAACGAGUUGAAGGGUGUAAUCAAGAAUAUCACGGUGGCGGAAACGCCACGGUCACCUGUACAACGCAAACUCUCUGCUGCGCGUCCAGAUCCCAUGCUUAGCUCAACAAUGGGUGCAAAUAGAGCACUAUCGGAUGCCGCCUCAUUGGACUCUCCAGUGGGCACGGCAUUGGCUAUAGAAACCCCAAGGGGGCGUAUUCGCAGCAGCCUUAUGGAGAAACUCUCACCUUUUUCAUCGGCUAAGCGGUCUCCUUCAGUCACGACACUUGCACAGGACUUAAGGAUACCACCUGCUGCAACAGCCGAAGGUUCGAACGACCACCCAACGCCUGCAGCAAAUAAGAACCGCAGCAGACGCAGGAGCGUCCUCCCGUUUGUUCCAUUGCGUGCAGCGGCCCCUGCAGCAGACGCAGCGGAUAAAGCAACUGUCUUAGAUGAUCGUCACGAUCCUCCACGAGGAGUAGCCAGCCGGUUGCUGGAAGCCACAUCAGAGGCAAUGGAGGGAGCCCUUUUUGAGUUAGAAGACAUAAGGGCCUCUCGGAUCAAAGAUACGAAGGCAUGGGAGUGCAGUAAUACUCAUCUGAAGCAGCUGCUUGCGCAGGCAGAAGCAAAGCUUAGUGCGGCCACCGCACAAACCGAAACCCUAACGAGUGAGCGCAAUUCAGCGAUUGCUGAGCGCCGUGAAGCUCAGGAGAAGAUUGAUGAACUUAGCAGACAACUGCAAAAGAGUAAAUCCGAAACUGCGGAGCUGCAGGCUGCUCUGGAGAAGACGGAACAGAAAAUGCAAGCGGCGCACAAAGAAGCUGCAGCGGCAGAGCUUAGGCUCACAGAAGCAUUAACGUCUGCGGAGAAGCAGAUAGCGGAACUGCAAGAUAUGGUCGCUUUCCGCAACGGAAUAAUAAUGUCGGUAGUCCUCAACUCAAGCGAUAUGCCUCCGGAGCAGCAUUUGCAGGUCAAUAAAAGUGUCGGAACGUCUGAUGCACCGGCCUUCGGCGCGUCAGAUGCAGAACCGCCACUCCGAGUACCGUGGAAGCGCCCAGUGGCAAAUGACGAACAAGAGGGCGCCGCAGGGGGCUGCCCCCUUCAGCUGUGCAGCAAUAAACAGCUAGUGCAGCACUCAGAAGAUUCACGCGGACGGAAGUUUAAGGUCGUUUUUAGGCAGAAAGACGAUACAUGCUGCACGACUUCGGGCUGCCUCAAGUUAUGGAGCAGCGGCUCAGCAGAUUCUGCCCUUCCGUUGUAUUCCCUUCAGCCGCCGACCGGCUUGGAGGACGAAACGGGACCCUCCCGGAAGUUUCAUCCGCAUGCGGCGCCCAAUGCCGCAUUCAACAGAACAGGGGUAGAUAAUAAUAACCGGGGCCUUUGA
This is a messenger RNA of Eimeria maxima, 2229 nucleotides long. RefSeq lists its product as hypothetical. Lineage: Eukaryota; Apicomplexa; Conoidasida; Eucoccidiorida; Eimeriidae. The coding region runs from base 1 to 2229 and encodes 742 amino acids. The transcript is spliced from 8 exons. The record is from RefSeq and is a predicted model, not a curated record.